AUGACUAUUAACCAAUAUUUUCUCAAGGUAAAGACUCUUUGCAAUGAAAUUUCACAACUUGAUUCCGAGUCAAGAAUGAGACGCAUUAUUACUCAAGGUUUAAGACCCGAGUAUAGUGGGCUUAUGGCUGCUGUUGGAGGAUGGUCCACUCAACCAUCACUGGUCGCGCUCGAUAGUCUAUUGGCAAAUCAAGAAACUCUAACAAAGCAAAUGGCUAGAGUUACACUGAAGAAUGAAAGUGAAGAAGAUGCGUUAUUCAGUAGAAAGAGAAGAAAUGAACUGAAGUGGCAAAAAUAUGGAAAAUCGAAGAAAGAAGAAGAUGAACAAUCACAAGAUGAUCGAGGUUAUCAACGAGGGGGAGUUCGACAUGAUGAAAAUGAUCGAAGAGCUACUGGAUUUGGACGGCGCAACAUAAAGUGCUUCAAAUGUGGCAAGAUUGGUCACUAUGCAAAAAAUUGUCGGUCAAGAAGAAGACCAGUUGAAAGUAAUAUGGUAACAUCUAAUAGUUACCAAGAUGAGAGUGAAGAAGAAUGGGAUUUUCAAGCUUCAUGUCCAAUGUUUGAGACCGUUGAACCAGGUUACUUAGAAGAAGAGCCAAAAUUCGAAGAUGAAUGGGAUUUUGAAACAUCUUUUACAAUGUUCGUGGUUACUAAAGCAGAUUCAAAAAAAGAGAUAAACUUCAAUGAAGGCGUACAUGAGUAG
Molecule: messenger RNA, 702 nt
Organism: Camellia sinensis
Lineage: Eukaryota; Viridiplantae; Streptophyta; Magnoliopsida; Ericales; Theaceae
Source: RefSeq, a predicted model, not a curated record